AUGAACCCCCCCCCCAGGGGGUCCAAACCGUUUAGUACAAAAAACAUCAGAGGGAGGUUAUUCUAUAAAAGGAGGCCCAAGCAAAUACCCAAGCUGAAAAAAAAAAACUGGAGGUCCAAAUGGCUAGAAGGAGCUCCACAAAAGAGAGGAAUCUGUUUGAAGGUCCGAGUGCAGACCCCUAAGAAGCCAAAUUCGGGGUUAAAAAAAAUCGCUCGAGUUAGAUUGUCCACGGGAAGAAUCGUCUCCGUGUACAUCCCAGGAAUAGGCCAUAAUUUGAAUACUCACAACAUCAUUCUUGUGCGGGGUGGCAGAUGCAAGGACAUCCCAGGGUGUAAUUACAAAGCUAUUAGAGGGGUCUACGACCUACUGCCAGUGAAAAAUAGACUGAGGGGAAGGAGCAAAUAUGGGGUGAAACUCUCCGAGGAGAAAAAAAAGCACCUACUGGAGAGAUACAACUUGAAGCACAUAUACAUUAAGAAGGACGUGGAGCAAUUUAACAAAUAUAAGUGGUUCAAUUGGUUCAGUUACGCCGAUGGGGAGAAGAACCUCAGGCAGAAGCCGCUCGAGGAGGACGAACCCGUCCCCAUCAACAUCUUCCACUUCAACACCCACUACCGGAACCGCAAGGUUGAGCAGUCCCGGGAGUAG
Messenger RNA from Plasmodium vivax (malaria parasite P. vivax), 648 nucleotides. RefSeq names its product 30S ribosomal protein S12, putative. The record is from RefSeq and is a predicted model, not a curated record. Bases 1 to 648 code for a protein of 215 amino acids. Gene Ontology annotation, molecular function: structural constituent of ribosome. The transcript has a single exon. Gene Ontology annotation, cellular component: small ribosomal subunit; ribosome. Lineage: Eukaryota; Apicomplexa; Aconoidasida; Haemosporida; Plasmodiidae. Gene Ontology annotation, biological process: translation.